Messenger RNA from Corythoichthys intestinalis (scribbled pipefish), 1155 nucleotides. Its product is annotated as transmembrane protein 244-like. NCBI's taxonomy places the organism in Eukaryota, Metazoa, Chordata, Actinopteri, Syngnathiformes, Syngnathidae. The coding region runs from base 76 to 531 and encodes 151 amino acids. The record is from RefSeq and is a predicted model, not a curated record. The transcript has 6 exons.
GAUUGAGGAUGAUGAGGGGGUCGAGAUGAGGAGGGGUGGAUUAGCAUUAUUGUGCUGACGUGAAGACAUCAUGAGAUGGCAUUCAAAAACAAAGCGGUCGACUCGAAGACCGUAGUGUUCAACCUGCUGCUGUGCCUGCUCAUCUUCUAUGCUCUGUUUUACAUGAUUGCCAGUGUUUGUUUCGGUGCUUUCAGGUUGGAUAACUUCGAUGGCCGAAUACCUUUUGACUUCAAAACAAAGCUGGAGGACUCCACCUCGAAGUACCUAGUCAACCUGCUGUCCUUGGAGCUCACUUACUUCUGCUGUGGCUUGCUGUUUGCCGCCGUCGUGAAGAAAAGGGUGUGGGACUAUGCCUUCACUGUCACACUUCUGCAUAUCAUCAUCACCAGCCUUGUGAUGCUGGAGUUUCCCCUAACAUGGCAGUGGUGGUUGGCUUUAGGUUGCGGCUUGCUCCUGAUGAUCUGCAACGGUCAGCUGAUUGCUUACUUCGCCUGCCAGGAUGACCAAAGCUAUGUUACGUUUGCCAUUUAAUACUUAAAUGUCAGAAUAUGGCGGAAAACACAGACAAGACUGAAAAAGCAGUUUCUGCUCUUGCACUCCUCUUUAAAAGAAACUGCUGUAUUUUAAGCUAAAACAACUGUUGUAUUUGAUAGAACAAUAUGUCUAUAUACUGCCAUAGCAGAUUCAUGGCGCAUUAAGCUCCCGAACUAUUUUUAAUUUGUCCGUUUUACCCUGGAAACCCCCGUUUACAGAGCUCGCGCAACAGCUUUUGUUUCAAUAAAGCCAUAAAACGAAGGUAAUUAAUUAUAUUUAUUAUUCAAAAUGUCUGUCAUUUUUAGGUUAGAAUCACUAAUUGAUAUCUAAUAUUUCGUUUUAAAAAGAAAACAACUUAAAAAAAAUUAUUCACUUGCAUAUUUUAAACUUUUAAACAAAUGACGUCACAAUGAAAAAAAUGGUGUCUGUAAAAAAGUCACGGAUAUCUACCUCAUAACUAUCGCUUAGAUGUAUUUUUUUUUUUUUUUUGUUACUGUCGCAUUUUUCCGAUAUGUUAGAUGAUAAAUAAUCGAUCCAAACAAAGAAAAUUGAAAAAUAACGUUUUAAAGGGUAAAUAUAUGAAAAAGAAAAUCUCGACCACCCCUUGAUGUCUGCGAUUUC